This is a messenger RNA of Chaetomium globosum CBS 148.51, 1890 nucleotides long. RefSeq lists its product as uncharacterized. NCBI's taxonomy places the organism in Eukaryota, Fungi, Ascomycota, Sordariomycetes, Sordariales, Chaetomiaceae. The record is from RefSeq and is a predicted model, not a curated record. Bases 1 to 1890 code for a protein of 629 amino acids. The transcript is spliced from 2 exons.
AUGCAGCAGCAGCAACCACAACCACAACCACAGCAACAGCAACAACAUUACAGUUCUUCGCCCUCCCUCUCAUCGCCGCCGUCUGCCCUGUCAGAGCCCGGCUCUCCUACCCGGAUGCUCCACGCCGGUCGAGCUAAUAUUGAGAUGGAUGAGAUCAUUGUCGAUCCCAGUUCAGUAGCUCGAUUUACCAUCAUGCAACAACACCAACCCGCCGAACCCGUCCAGAAUGUCCCGCUGACCGCCGCCGGCCUACCUCGCAAGAAGCCCGGCAGGAAACCCGGCAGCACCGUCAAGCCCAAGGUCCCCGCCGAUGGCAGUUCCGCGAACGCUGCCGAGGCCCCUAAACAGCGGCGGCCGCGGAAGCCUAAGGAUCCAAAUGCCCCGCCAGUUCAGAGGAAGCGCAAGGCCGCCACCAACGAGGCUAGCGACGCCAAUUCCGAGAUGGACGCCCGGUCCGCAUCAGGCCCGCCCCGGCAGACCAAAAUCACCGAGCUCACCCCGAUGCGCAUGUCUUUGGAUUCCCGCACCACCCCCACCGAUAUCGGAUUCGCGCCAACCGCCCCGCCCACCGUCCCCAAGCGGGAGAGCACUUCCGGGUCCAUGAACAUGAUGAACAUACUGAACGGAGACCCCGAACAACCCAAACCCCAGCCCGCUGCCCCGCCUGCCAGACAGAUGUUUGAUCCUAUCAGGGGCGGAUAUGAUCCGAUCAGGGAGUCAAUGGCAACGCGUGACCCCUAUGGCACGGGUCCCCUCGGAUCGCCACGUGCGCCCACCCAGAUUACCAACCGGGCCAGCGCAUCUCCUUCGAUUGCCAGCCUGGUAGACCCCCAGCCGGUGCCUAGCGUUAUCUCGCCUCGCCCCGCAUAUACCAACCCCACCUCUCAACCGCGGUUCCAGGACUCGACUUCUAUGCCCCCAUCACCCUCCAACGCCGUGCGGAGCACUCCUCAGUCAAUGCCCAAGCCCGCCUUGACCGACGCCAGGCGCCCUCCCCCGCCUCCCCCGCCUCCCGUACCUACUACUAGCAAACAGGAGUCGAAGACCAAUUCAUUCACCAGCAUGACGUCAAUCCCCAGCGCCAUGUCGGCCGCCGCAGCACCGGUCCAGGCCGCCGCCGCGCAGAGCAAAAAGAUCGCCGCCGUCGUUCAGCAGGAGCGCGAGUCCCAGAAGAAAGCGCGCAGCUCCUCAUCGAACACUACGGGUGGGACGCCCUGCACCCGCGCCUGGCCGCCAGUCGGGAGCGCAAGGCCCGCAUCGCCGCCGCCACCGCCGCGCUCGAGAAGACGGGUAGCGGCCGUCGACUCGGGCGAGGAGAUGGACGAGGACAUUUUGCAGGCGUCGGAUGCCGGCGAGAGCAACGUCGAGAUGGGCGGCAUGGGUAACGGGACCGGUACCGGCACCGGCAACGGCAACGGCGCGCCGGCCACCAAACCCGCGAGAAAGAAGCGCAAUUUCAAGGAGGAUGAAUACGACAAGGAGGACGACUUUGUCGACGACUCGGAGCUGCUCUGGGAGGAACAGGCCGCCGCCAGCAAGGACGGCUUCUUCGUCUACUCGGGCCCGCUGAUCCCGGAGGUCGAGAAGCCCGCCGCGUCCGAGGAGCGCCCGAGGCGUGGUCGCGGCGGCCGUGGUAGGGGCAGCAGGGGCGGCGCGGUCCGCGGCGAGGGCAGCGGACGCGGCAGGGGUGGCGGGCCGGGCUCGCGCGGCGGCACGGUUAGAAAACCGCGCAUCACCAAGCUCGAGAAGGAGCAGCGCGAUCGCGAGAAGGCCGAGCGCGAGAAACUCGCCCUGAUGGCGUCCAAGACAGGCGCUGACUCGGCUGCCGCGGGCCUCCUCUCGCUGAGUGGGCCACCGGCUCAGGGGGCCGCGCCCGGUAUGGCGAUGUGA